GACCCCGCAGGGAGCCGCGGUACAUUGUGGGAGGGCAGAAGCAUGGCGGCGCCCAUAAGGCAGUCUCUGUUUGGGGUGGCGAAGGGCUGGUGGCGGUUCGAGGGGCUCUGGGCCGGUAGCCUGGGUUCUCGCAGCCUAGCCCUUGCGGCUGCACCCUCGAUCAGCGGGUCUCCAUGGCGUCUUUUGGGCGCGGUGUGCCUGCAGCGGCCACCGCUGGUCUCGAAGCCGCUGACCCCAUUGCAGGAAGAGAUGGCGGCUCUAUUACAGCAGAUUGAAGUAGAAAGAAGUUUGUAUUCAGACCAUGAGCUUCGUGCUUUAGAUGAAGCCCAGCAACUGGCAAAGAAGAAAGCUGACUUGUAUGAUGAAGAAGGAGAUGAACAGAAUGUACUGCUGACGCAGGAUAUGGAAGACGCAUGGGAGCAGAAGUUCCUACAGUUCAAACCUGGAGCUCGUAUAACAGAAGCCGAUAAAAAGAAUGACCGAACUUCACUGCACCGGAAGCUAGACAGGAACCUUGUUCUGUUGGUCAAAGAGAAGCUUGGAGACCAGGAUGUUUGGAUGCUUCCCCAGGCAGAGUGGCAGCCCGGGGAGACCCUCCGAGGAACAGCGGAACGAACCCUGGCCACGCUCUCAGCUAGAAUUCUGACUCCCUUGAAGGUCCAGACGGCAUCUGUUCCUCCCCAUCAUCCCAGCACUCCACAAAGUGCCUGGCUCACAGUAGAUGCUCACGGAAUGUUUAUUGGACAUGUAGAUUUGGCAUCAAUGCUGCUCCAUUGGCCCUGUCGCCAGCACAAGCGCCUGCUAACAAAGCAGCAGCUGCUGUGUGCCCCCUUGCUCCUUGCCCACAAGGGGCCUGUGUGGCCUGUGAGAGUGGGAGCGAGACACGAUGGAGUGUGUGGGGACCUUCCCCGUGCUCCUGUGGUCUCUGCUGUCCUCUAGGUGGUGGCGUCUGGGUUUCUCACCGGGAUCACUGUUCAGAUGCUCAGCUUCCCUCACACACACGACGGCCGCUCCGCUGUCCCUCCUGUAUGCCACGUGGAAAGGGUUUCUACCGCGGAACCCAGUGUCCUUGUAAUGUGCCCGCUGUAAUAAAUAGAUGCGAAAGGAAAGCUAUGAAAGAGAUUUUGACAUUAAACAGGAGGAUAACAAAUAAAACAUGUUCAUUUAUUGCGGAGUUAUUAAAAUGGCAAAUAAUAGAAAAUAAUUAAAAUGGCAAAGGAGAACUCAAGAAAUGUAAAAAUGUGUAUAUGUACAUCUGUGUGUGUGUGUGUAUGUGUAAGAGUCCAUUUAUUUCCUCCUGUUGGCACCUCUCUUCCUAAGUCCUGCAAGACGGAAUUCCUUGAGGUGGAAUUAAUGGUCAAGGAGGGACACAUUGACGUUUUCCAUGGGUCUUGCCCACUUGUCCUGCAGAAUGUACAUACCGUUGGGCAUUCAGGAGGGUCAUAGAGCAGUGCACAUUUGUCUCGACCCCACCGACACAUGGACGAUUCUUUUUAAUUUUUGCCUGUCCAAGUCAAAAUGAUCUCUUUUGGAUUCGCAUUUUCCUGAUUGUUAGUGAGAUUGACCAUAUUGUCAUGUGUUUAUUGGCCACGUGUAUUUCUUUGUGAUUCUUUGCUCA
Messenger RNA from Mustela erminea (ermine), 1618 nucleotides. It is a transcript of the gene MRPL46, whose product is annotated as mitochondrial ribosomal protein L46. Gene Ontology annotation, cellular component: mitochondrial large ribosomal subunit. The record is from RefSeq and is a predicted model, not a curated record. The transcript has 4 exons. Bases 43 to 939 code for a protein of 298 amino acids. NCBI's taxonomy places the organism in Eukaryota, Metazoa, Chordata, Mammalia, Carnivora, Mustelidae. Gene Ontology annotation, molecular function: structural constituent of ribosome.